This is a messenger RNA of Penicillium malachiteum, 1425 nucleotides long. RefSeq names its product MFS transporter. NCBI's taxonomy places the organism in Eukaryota, Fungi, Ascomycota, Eurotiomycetes, Eurotiales, Aspergillaceae. Gene Ontology annotation, molecular function: transmembrane transporter activity. The record is from RefSeq and is a predicted model, not a curated record. The transcript has 4 exons. Bases 1 to 1425 code for a protein of 474 amino acids. Gene Ontology annotation, biological process: transmembrane transport.
AUGCAAUAUGCCAGUGAUAAAGGCUGCCAAACGGAUUUGACGGCUACUACAGCCAACCUGCAUAAAGAAGACAGCGACUCGGCCAGCUUCAGAACCCUCAUCUCUACCGGUACCACGUCCGGGACCUUGUCGGAUGAUCAUAUGAAUCAGUCAGAGGCCACACCCAUGUCUGAGAGAUCCAAGGAAUCAACAAUUGUUGACUGGGAAGAUGAUAAUGACCCAUGGAUCAUAACAAUCAUGCUCGGACUAAUGACAUUUUGUGUCACAUUUGCUUCCUCUGUAUUUAGCACUGCGACGAUUGUUACUGCAAAGCACUUCCAUGUCUCGCCGGAAGUGAUGGUACUAGCCACCAGCCUCUUCGUCUUGGGCUUCGCAUUCGGGCCCAUCAUUUUUGGUCCUCUAUCAGAGCUCUACGGGCGUAAGCGACCGUUAUUUCUUGGGCUUUUCGUAUUCGCCAUAUUUCAAAUCCCAGUUGCCGUGGCUCAAAAUCUCCAGACAAUAUUUAUCUGUCGUUUCCUUGGUGGUUUAUUUGCUAGUGCACCGCUGGCGAUCGUCUCUGGGAUCUUAGCGGAUUUAUUUGAAUCAGUUGAACGUGGAAUCGCAGUCUCUAUAUUCGCUGGUGCUACUUUCAUCGGUCCUGUUGCGGGUCCCAUCGUCGGUGGAUUCAUCACCAUGUCUCAUUUAGGCUGGCGUUGGACCGGGUACAUAACUGCUAUCAUGGCAUUCUUUUUCUCAUCCAUCGGAUAUUUUAUCAUCCCAGAAACAUUUGAAGCGACUUUGUUGACCCAGCGUGCACAGCGUCGACGAGCCGAGACAGGAAAUUGGUCUCUCCAUGCUAAAGCCGAGGAGAAGGUCGUGAAUCCAAAGGACAUUGCAACUCGAUAUCUCCUCAGACCGUUUGUGAUGCUUGCUCAAGAGCCGAUAUUGAUUCUCAUCACACUGUAUAUGGGCUUCAUCUAUGGUUUCCUGUACCUUUGUUUUGAAGCUUAUCCUAUCGCGUUUCAAGAACAUCGAGGUUGGAAUGAUGGUGUUGGUGCGCUUCCAUUUGUCGGAAUUGCCUGUGGGGUGUUUAUAGGUUGUGGGAUCAUCAUUGCCUUUUCUCUGACACGAUAUCGGAAUAUAAUCCGCCGUACUGGGAGUGUGAAUCCCGAAGAGAGGCUUAUUCCCAUGAUGAUUGGGGGUAUUCUGUUGCCAGCAGGAAUGUUUUGGUUCGGCUGGACAUCAUCUCCGCAUAUCAUUUGGGUCCCGGAAGCUCUCGCUGGGGUCUUGCUGGGAGCUGGAGUGUUGCUGAUCUUCUUACAGGGAUUAAACUAUAUAAUCGAUGUCUAUACCGUUCAUGCCAAUUCGGCGAUCGCCGCAAAUACCUUUUUCAGAUCGUGGCUUGGUGCUGGGUUUCCCAUAUUUGCGAAUGCUAUGGUCAGUUGA